Sesamum indicum (sesame) is the source of this 1437-nucleotide messenger RNA. RefSeq names its product phytochrome-associated serine/threonine-protein phosphatase. Lineage: Eukaryota; Viridiplantae; Streptophyta; Magnoliopsida; Lamiales; Pedaliaceae. The record is from RefSeq and is a predicted model, not a curated record. Gene Ontology annotation, molecular function: protein serine/threonine phosphatase activity.
CUUUACAAAUUUCUCCCCCUCACUGUUCCCGAUCAAUUCCUUCCAUUUCCCCGCCAUUAUUCUCUGUUCAUCAAAAUAUUUGUUCUACAGACCGAAGCAUAUAGAUUGACAUAUAAAGUUGACGCUGUUGCUUGACUAAUUCAUCUGAGAAUCAGUUACAGUGGAUAAAGAAAACAAAAAGGGAUGGAUUUGGACCAGUGGAUAACAAAGGUGAAAGAUGGACAGCACUUGUCGGAAGAUGAGCUUCAGCUUCUCUGCGAAUAUGUAAAAGAGAUCUUGAUUGAGGAGUCCAAUGUUCAGCCUGUCAAUAGUCCAGUCACGGUAUGUGGGGAUAUCCACGGACAGUUCCAUGAUUUAAUGAAACUUUUCCAGACUGGAGGUCAUGUGCCAGAGACAAACUACAUAUUUAUGGGAGAUUUUGUUGAUCGUGGUUAUAACAGUGUAGAAGUUUUCACCAUUCUCUUGCUUCUCAAAGCAAGGUAUCCAGCCAACAUUACUCUUCUACGUGGAAAUCAUGAAAGCAGGCAACUAACACAGGUUUAUGGAUUUUAUGACGAGUGCCAGCGGAAGUAUGGGAAUGCUAAUGCUUGGCGAUAUUGCACAGAUGUUUUUGACUAUCUAACUUUGUCAGCAAUUAUAGAUGGGAUGGUACUUUGUGUGCAUGGUGGCCUAUCUCCGGAUGUUAGAACUAUUGAUCAGAUUCGAGUCAUAGAACGGAACUGUGAAAUCCCCCAUGAAGGGCCCUUCUGCGACUUAAUGUGGAGUGAUCCUGAAGAUAUUGAGACAUGGGCAGUCAGUCCUCGAGGAGCUGGCUGGCUUUUUGGUUCCAGGGUUACAUCUGAGUUCAAUCAUAUUAACAAACUUGAUCUAGUUUGUCGCGCCCACCAACUUGUCCAAGAAGGUCUCAAAUAUAUGUUUCAAGAUAAAGGGCUUGUGACAGUAUGGUCUGCACCAAAUUAUUGUUACCGUUGUGGAAAUGUUGCAUCAAUAUUGAGCUUCAAUGAGAACAUGGAAAGAGAAGUGAAGUUUUUCACAGAGACCGAGGAGAACAACCAAAUGCGAGGGCCAAGAACUGGGGUCCCUUAUUUUCUUUGAGUGAGAUUAUUUGUUUUUAAGAAAUGGAAAUAUAAUUUUAGGUGCUUAGUGCUGCUGUGUUGCCUCAAAUGGAGGAGACGAGAUAGAAAUAUUUGCAUGGAGGAAAAUCCAGUUUUACAUAAUCUUGUCAGGUUCUCCUGCUGCUUUUAUGAAGUUUGUUAAUGUGUAUUUCAGAUAGCUGUGAACGAGUUUGUCUUCUUUCUUCUGUUCUCAUUGUUCGGAUUAUUUAUAACUUAAAAUUUCAUUUACAAUUGAUUUUGUAAAAUUAGAACCACCUGAUCCUUGCACAUUACAUAUGCAAAUUGAUCAUUUGUGUAAAUGAUUGAGCAUUGAUGCUCCAUU